Molecule: messenger RNA, 1255 nt
Organism: Castor canadensis (American beaver)
Lineage: Eukaryota; Metazoa; Chordata; Mammalia; Rodentia; Castoridae
Source: RefSeq, a predicted model, not a curated record
AUGGGCGCGUCCAGCUGGCUGGUGGCCACGGUCGCACAGGUGCGCACGCAGAAACGAGCACUGGCCGGCGUGGGCCGUUGGGCGUCGCCCCGCCCGCCCGCCCGCCCACCCACCGGCCCUGCUGCUUCGGCCCCUGCUCCGGGCCGAGGCGGGGCGCGCAGGGCCGCGCGAUGUCGCACGGAGCGGGACUCGUCCGCACCACGUGCAGCAGCGGCGGCGGCGCGCCCAGGCCCGGGGCCGGACCCUCGGAGGGGCUGCUGGACCCGUGUAUCCCCGCACCCAGGGGGCCCUGCUCAAGUGGCGCAGAUGGUCACUCUGCUAGUCGCCUUCACCUGCGUGCGGAGCUCUGCGUGGACGGACUACAGUGCCUACAGCUAUUUUGAGGUGGUCACCAUCUGCGACCUGAUCAUGAUCCUGGCCUUUUACUUGAUCCACCUCUUCCGGUUCUACCGCGUGCUCACCUGCAUCAGCUGGCCCCUGUCGGAACUGCUGCACUAUUUAAUCGGUACCCUGCUCCUCCUCAUCGCCUCCGUGGUGGCAGCCUCCAAGAGUUACAACCAGAGCGGACUGGUAGCUGGAGCGAUCUUUGGGUUUGUGGCCACCUUCCUCUGCCUGGCAAGUUUGUGGCUGUCCUACAAGAUCUCUUGUGUAACCCAGUCAACAGAUGUAUCUGCCUGAUGAGGCCACAGUCUUCAGGCCCUGGAGAGGACCUGCAGGAAGUAGGGGUGACCCACAGGAGGCCCCAGCAUGACUUCUGGACUGUAUUCCUGUGCCAGUUCCCGCACAGGCUGGUGGACACCAGGAAGGCCCGUACCUUCCUCUCACUUGGUCAAGAUGCCCUGAGUUCCUGAGCCAGCUGGACCCUUUUGAUCCUGUCUUCCUUAGAGAUCAUUCCUCCCCUUCUGGGAAAGGAAAGCAGCCUCAAGGAAAACCUGUCCCUCCCUUCCUGCUCUUAGUGACACCUCAGGUACUGGUGACCCCACAGAGCACCAUGGAGGGGCUUCUGAGUCCUCUGCAGAGAGGCACUCUGCAUGUCCUCCACAUCCUCCAGGGGAGCGAAGCUGCCUGAGUCCUCACGAAAGCAAAGCCAUCCCUGACUUGUCAAUCUCGACCUGAAGACACUUCCUUAGGGUGAGGACACCUGCAGAAACGCCAUGUGGUCAGCCCACUGACUCCUUCCUGCCUCUGACUUCGUCACCGUUGCGUGUGUGUUUGUGUGGUUUUUAAUAAAAUAUUCAACUAGAAAUCUGCAAAA